UACAAAAUGUUCCUUUAUCAGUUGCAAGUCGUACCUCCUUUGAUGAUGCAAAUUUUAAAUAAAAGCAUUAGAUACUGUGUAAUAACUAUUCAAUAACUACAUGAUGUAGAUAUGAUAGGUAUUAAACAAAUUUAUUAUCAUUCUGCACCGCAAAGUGUAUUGCCGUACUAUACUGAUAUUUGUGCAUGAAGUUGGAUUAGGAUGUAUUUACGUAGUUAAAAGCAUAGUAUAUUACUUACUCUGUGGUUAAAAGGAGUGUGAUUAAUGAUUAUAUUGUUAUCAGUGUAAUUCAAGACGCCUUGCCUUGCGUGAAGGCAAGCACUAUCGCUGAAAGAAACUCGGUGUUUGUGCAGUGAUUUGUGGAAAUCAAAGUGAUUUGGUUUCGCUACUUUCGUCGAUCAGUUCGCCGUAUAUCGUGGCGGAAGCUGGUCGCGAUGCUCGUUGCACUCGGUAUUCCGGUGGCGUUUAUCGCCGUGUGCCAAUAUUUGGGUUUUCUCUUAACAACAAUUGUUUCUGUUAGUGUGGGUGUGCUGUAUUUACUUGCCUUCCAUAGAAGAUGGUGCUACAUCGCGUUGGUUACUACACCUAGGGAUCUUAGAGCCCUUCGGUGCUACCUAAGAGUGUUAUGGCUAGCCAAGAAAUGCCAAAGGAAUAAUUCAACACUACCAGAUUUGUUCCAUGAAGUGGUUCAAAGACAUCCUGAAAAGCCAUGUUUUCUAUUUCAAGAUGAAGUUUGGACUUUUAAAGAGGUGGAAGAUUAUAGUUUACGAAUGACAGCGGUACUAAGGAACGAAGGUAUCAAGAAGGGCGAUAUUGUGGGUUUGAUGACGAACAAUUGUGCGCAAAUGCCAGCGCUCUGGAUCGGCAGUGCGCGUAUAGGUGCCGUAUGCCCACUUAUCAAUACGAACCAGCGCGGCAAUGCGUUAAUUCACUCCAUAAAUAUUGCUAAAUGCAAUGUCCUCAUAUUUUCCGACGAAUACUUGUCAGCUGUCCAAGAAAUAUCCGGGCAACUUGAUCCGUCACUGAAACUCUAUAAAUUUACUCACCGUCCACUUAACUCACCAAAACCUGAGAAGGCCAGUGGUGAUGGUAUUCCAAAUUUGACUGACCUCCUUGAAGCUACUCCGCCAGCCCCCUGGACCAAGACUGAUGGAUAUGGGUUCCAGGGAAAAAUACUUUACAUAUAUACGUCGGGAACUACCGGUUUGCCGAAGGCAGCGGUUAUUUCUAAUUCUCGGUUAAUAUUCAUGGUAUCCGGCGUUCACUAUUUACAACUCAACUCGUCGGACAUCGUGUAUUGCCCUCUGCCCAUGUACCACACUGCCGGUGGGGUCGUGAGCGUGGGCCAGGCGCUACUGUUUGGUUGCACCGUGGUAUUGAAGCCGAAAUUCUCAGCAUCACAAUAUUUCCCUGAUUGCGCAAAGUAUAAAGCGACGGUAGCCCACUACAUAGGCGAGAUGUGUCGCUAUGUGCUGGCGACUCCGCCGUCCCCAGCUGAUAAACUGCACAACGUCCGCGUUAUCUUCGGCAACGGGCUGAGGCCGCAGAUUUGGACCGAGUUUGUUAAUCGUUUUAACAUCCAGUGCGUGACCGAAUUUUAUGGAGCGACCGAGGGAAAUGCUAAUAUUGCAAACACGGAUGGAACGCCGGGUGCCAUCGGUUUCAUUUCUCGAAUCUUCCCCAGCUUGUACCCAAUCGCCAUAAUAAAAGUAGACCAGGAAACCGGUGAACCGAUUCGAGAUUCCUCAGGAUUAUGUCAGAUCGCAGGACCCAACGAGCCGGGCGUGUUCAUCGGCAAGAUAUCCCCCAACAAUCCGUCCCGGGAGUACCACGGUUAUGUGGACAAAGCGGCGUCUGAUAAGAAGGUAGUGCGGGAUGUGUUCUCUCACGGUGAUUCGGCGUUCAUAUCAGGCGACAUCCUGGUGGCGGACGAGCUGGGCUACCUGUACUUCCGCGACCGCACGGGCGACACGUUCCGGUGGCGCGGCGAGAACGUCAGCACCAGCGAGGUGGAGGGCGCCGUGUCGCGCGUCGCGCGCCACCGCGACGCCGUCGUCUACGGCGUGCUGGUUCCUAACACGGAAGGUAGAGCAGGAAUGUGCGGUAUUGUGGACCCGGACGGUAGUCUGGAUCUAGACAAACUCGCUAAAGAUCUAGCUAGAGAUCUGCCGGCAUACGCAAGACCUAUUUUCGUCAGAGUAAUGGACAGAAUGGAUAUGACAGGAACUUUCAAAAUGAGAAAAACCGACCUACAGAAAGAAGGAUUCGACCCCAGUCUAGUAAAAACUGACAAGCUGUAUUACUUAGAUGUUAAACAAAACAAAUAUCUACCACUAGGCCCUGAAGAGUAUGAAAAUAUUAAUACAGGAAAAAUUCGACUGUGAUUUUAAUGAUAUAAUGUGAAACAAUCGAAUUGUUGGUAUACUCUCAUCUUACUUCACCAAAAAUACUCGAAUUAGUCUCAAAUAUCGGAUGUACUCAUAUCGUAAUAGAAAAUUUUUGUGUGUUUAUAAUUACAAAUUGUUUUAGUCAUGUUUUUUAUUAUCUCUUCAUUUAUUUUAUGCAUAUCAAGCGUGAUAGCUAUGCCCUUAUUAAAUAUUCGAUUUAUCACGUAUAACUAACUUUUACCAGGAUUCGAAUAAAAUAAUGGAAAAGGGUUGAUUCUAUUUAUAUUUGGGUAUCAUGGGUGAUAUAAUACUAUUAGGUAUUGAAUUUUUUAAAUGACUUUUAUUGACAAGGAUUUAUUCACACAGUUAUUUUUUUUAAUAGACGAGGCACAAUCUCUUAAAAAAUUGUUAAUAGAAUCUUUAAUUUAUUAUAAAGUGGCAUGCACGAAAUUGUUUUAAUAUUUGUUAAUCUUUGAAAUUGUUUUAUUUGUGUUAUUUAAGUAUAAACAAAAUGUACAACAAAUUAAUCAAACGAAAUGUACCCGUACGAGUAGUGGUAGCACACUGGUUAGGACCCUGAACUUCGAUGGAAGAGACCGGGGUUCGAGACCGAACAAGCGUUAAAGAAUCAAAUGACUUUCAAUUUUUCUGUAAAUUAUCCACAUCACCAUUGCUCGUAACGGUGAACAAAAUCUUCGCCAGGAAAUCGGUAUGUGAUGCACUAUGUAGGAUUAUGACUACAUUUAGCAUUAGGCGAGGUAUUUAACAGGUUAUUUAACAACUGACAGGUGCAGUUGUUCCAAGCGAUGCGGCGGGUUUAGAGUAUAUCUGAAGUUAUAUAAUUACAGGAGUCCAGUUAAAAAAAUAAAUUUUGCUGGUUCUCUGUCGAAUUUCAGGAACAAUAUAUUCAGUUACGUUGUUCUUAUCGUGUUAUGAAAUGGCUCAUUUUCAUAAAAGUUAAUAUAUUGUAUACUUUUCUUAAGACCGCCAUUUAUUACAUGGUAUAUUUACAAAUCUAUUUAUUCUAUAAAAGCAUUUUUGUUUCCAUUCGCUCUGAUACCUCGCCAUAAAAUUUAUUGGGACAUACACGAUGGUAAUACAGUCCGUAUUGUCAUAACAGUGCAAUCGGAAAAUUGAAGAGUAUUUGUGAAAUUAGAUCUGUAAUAAUUUAUUCCAAAGAGGUUUUGUUAUUAUAGCCACUUUUAAUGAAUCUGCUGUAUAAGCAAAUACGCUGAAGCAAAAUGCUUAUUACUAAAUAAAAUUUUCCUAUUUUAAUUUUUAAUUUCAUAAAUUGAAAUACUACGUAAAUUUUCAAGGAAAAGGAAUUGACGUAUUAUAUUAAAUGUUAAAGAGUAUAAGAUAUAAUUUGUAUUUAGUCCAAAGCAUAAAGGAAGUUAAACUUCCUCCAUUUUAUAAAAUGCUGUAUAAUAUUUUGCGAAGGUUUUUGAUGUACAUAGUCGAUUUGUAUUGACGCUAAUUAUUCGAACAAGUAUGAAAUUCUUGUUCUUGUGUUAGAAAUAUUGAUGUUUUUGUGAAAUAAGAAUGUUGUUUAAGUGUUUUAUAAUUAUAUAAUAAUUCAUUUACUGAAGUUCCGCAUGUUAAAAACUGCUUAUUUGUCGCAUUUUUUGGUUUCGCUGCUUAGUUUUGAAGCUUUACACAAUACAUUGAAAGUUGUUAACUGUUAGAUCAUUCCAGUCUCAUAUUAUAAGACUGAUGUGAAUCAUUUAUUUACAUUAUGUAGUGGUUAAGGGCGUUGAUACCUAGGUAAUGUAAUAAAUUUAUAUUUUUUAA
This is a messenger RNA of Zerene cesonia (dogface butterfly), 4178 nucleotides long. Its product is annotated as long-chain fatty acid transport protein 4-like. Gene Ontology annotation, cellular component: endoplasmic reticulum. The record is from RefSeq and is a predicted model, not a curated record. The transcript is spliced from 12 exons. Lineage: Eukaryota; Metazoa; Arthropoda; Insecta; Lepidoptera; Pieridae. The coding region runs from base 435 to 2384 and encodes 649 amino acids. Gene Ontology annotation, molecular function: long-chain fatty acid transmembrane transporter activity; long-chain fatty acid-CoA ligase activity. Gene Ontology annotation, biological process: triglyceride homeostasis.